Penicillium chermesinum is the source of this 786-nucleotide messenger RNA. RefSeq names its product putative DNA repair and transcription factor Ada (gene mpt). Gene Ontology annotation, molecular function: zinc ion binding; sequence-specific DNA binding; DNA-binding transcription factor activity. The transcript has a single exon. NCBI's taxonomy places the organism in Eukaryota, Fungi, Ascomycota, Eurotiomycetes, Eurotiales, Aspergillaceae. The coding region runs from base 1 to 786 and encodes 261 amino acids. Gene Ontology annotation, biological process: DNA repair; regulation of DNA-templated transcription. The record is from RefSeq and is a predicted model, not a curated record.
AUGGCAAGUGUAGCAGAGACAGCACCCCAAAAGCUGCCCCGCCUCCACCGAUCGGGCGACGCCCUCACCUCCGCUGAGAGGUGGCAAGCCAUCACAAAACGAGAUACAUCGGUUAAUAGCUUCGUCUACGGGGUCCUGACCACCAAGAUAUACUGCCGCCCUUCCUGUUCAGCCCGGUUGGCCCGACGCGCGAACGUUGAGUUCUAUGACGAACCCUCACAAGCCGAGAGAGCUGGCUUUCGUCCCUGUAAGCGCUGUCGCCCUCAAACCGGAGGUACGGCGGCUCAGAACAACCCCCAAGCCGCGGUGAUCGAGAAGACCUGUCAAGCUAUUCGAGAAGAGGUGGCCGCAGGCCGGAAGCCGCGGCUUCUGGAUCUGGCGGCUGGCGCCGGGUUGACACCUAGUCAUUUGCAUCGGGUGUUCAAGAAGCUAGUAGGCGUCACGCCUGGGCAGUACGCUAGCAGCAUUGCGGAUUACGGCGCUUGUCCCUCGCCGGACUCACUGAGUCCAAAUAAUUUCCUAACUCCCGAGGCUAUGCUCGAUCUUGAAACACCAGUACCUUUUCCCCGGGAGUUCGUGGGGACGGACGAUCUCAAAUUAGAUACCGGGAGAGGAGGGGUGGCUUCAGCGAUUGAAGGGCCGGCGGCAACAUGGGAGGACUACGUGUUUGAAAACAUGACUCCUGUCAUUGUGGACCAAACCUGGAAUGAUUUCGAUGCUCUAUUCGCCGAAUCAUGGCCCCUGGAUUCGUACGUUAACCCGCGGCUUAUCACGGAGCCUGAAUAA